AUGGACCAAGAUAAUAUGGCAUCGCAGGAAGAGGAGCUGAGCGACUGUGAGCACUGCCGACGGAUAUUCGUGGAGCAACCCGUCGAGGAGGCCUUCUUCAUCUCGAGCGCCCUCCGCCGCAAGGCCAAGGCCGAGAAGCUCCUCGACGACUUUGACCAGUGCCAGCUGACGCGCGGGCAGCUGCAGCGCUACCUCGCCCUCGCCGACAAGCUGGAGGACAGCGUCAUGCGGCGCGCAGCCCGGUUCGGCCACGUCGUCCAGGCCACCACCGCAUGCUGGUUGGUGCACAAGCCGAACCUGUCCGACGAGGAUCGGGACGUCCUCAUGCAGGACGAGCGCGUCGCGGGCAUGGUUGCCAUCGUCGCCGGCUUUGAGAAGGCGCUUUCGGGCUUCGUCUUGGCAAGCAGGGAUCCCAAGCUCCGGGAGGCGCACGAGGCGCUCGGCGUCGGCCGACCCGACUGGGAGAAGAACUACGACCUCUCCGUGGAGGAGUGGAGAGAGAAUGGUAUCGAUGCGAUCGAGGAAGACGUCGAUGACGCAAAGCAGAGGCGGCGCAGGUGUCAAUUGUUGGGUAAAAGGGAUUGA
Colletotrichum graminicola M1.001 is the source of this 585-nucleotide messenger RNA. RefSeq lists its product as uncharacterized. The record is from RefSeq and is a predicted model, not a curated record. The transcript has a single exon. Lineage: Eukaryota; Fungi; Ascomycota; Sordariomycetes; Glomerellales; Glomerellaceae. Bases 1 to 585 code for a protein of 194 amino acids.